AUGGCGAGUGAUUCGGUUAACGUUAGAGAUCUCAUUGUAAAAGCUAAAGCAGCAAUGGAUUCGGUUAAAGUUGAAGAGCUCGUCGAAAAAGCAAAAGCUGCAGGGGAUCCGGCUGAACUAACGGUGUCAUUGGAUGCUAUAAAGGCGGCGUAUCAGGCUGAAAGAAACUUAAGGAUAGACACAGAGAAAGUUGAAACGUCGACGUUGCCUGGACUCGAACCUGUUGAUGGAUUGGAGCAUACUUGUACUGGCCGGUAUAGAGGUGAUCUGGACCUUCACGUGCACCGCCUUACACCAUCAUCAGUCUUGGCGGGAAGGCUUUGA
Oldenlandia corymbosa var. corymbosa is the source of this 324-nucleotide messenger RNA. The record is from the annotation of a GenBank genome assembly. NCBI's taxonomy places the organism in Eukaryota, Viridiplantae, Streptophyta, Magnoliopsida, Gentianales, Rubiaceae.